GGCUGGGACACAAAGGAUCACCACUUUUGAAAACCAGAUAAUUUAACCUGACUUGUUCGCGGUGAAGCUGGCAGAUUGUUUGUGCUUCUUUUAUUUUUAUUUUUUAAACAUGGAAUCAGAAACAACCACAGCGCAAUGGUUGGCUAUCGGUGCAGGGGCUUUCAUCAGUUGGUUGGUGUUUAACUGGAUCUCUACUCCCUCACCAAAAAAGUUCACAGUGGAAGCACCUGAAGCUGCUGACCCUAAAUGGACUGGUAAAAUUCUUGAAACCCCCACUAUUCGCAACGUAAAUGACCCUUCGAACAUUGUGUGUUACGAUCCCUCAACUGGUUACCAUAUCGAUACGAUUCCUUCUCCUUCUGCAGAGAAAGUUAAGGAACUGUACACACGUACUGCAGCUGCCCAGGUGAAAUGGGCCGAGACGACCUUUGAGCAACGCCGAACUGUCCUUCGUUCUUUAUUGGCUUUUGUAGUGGAGAAUCAGGAAACCAUUUGUCAAGUUGGAUGUAGAGAUACCGGUAAAACCAUGGUAGAUGCUUCGUUAGGUGAGGUUAUUACCACAUGUGCCAAGUUGCGCUGGACUAUUGAUAACGCCGAAGUGGUAUUGGCUAAUGAUUACCGUAGUCCCGGUUUGAUGAUGAUGUAUAAAGAUGCCAAGGUGGUCUAUCAACCUCUAGGUGUAGUAUCGGCUUUGGUCAGUUGGAAUUAUCCUUUCCAUAACGCCAUUGGUCCCGUCAUUUCUGCUCUCGCUAGUGGCAAUGCAAUUAUUGUUAAAUGUUCUGAAUAUGUCGCUUGGUCUUCUGCUUACUAUGAAAAAAUUAUCAAGACCUGUCUCUCUGUUAAUGGUUUCGAUCCUGAUCUUGUCCAAUUUAUUAGUGGUUUUGCUGAUGUUGGUGAGGAGGUUGUUAAGUGUGGUGUUGAUCAUGUUACUUUUAUCGGCUCCCCCGCUGUUGGUAAAUUGGUUCAACAUAACGCUGCUGAUAACCUUAUUCCCUGUGUGCUCGAAUUGGGUGGUAAAGAUUGUGCUAUUUUAUUAAAGGAUGCCGAUUUGGUAAAGACUAUUCCUAUUUUGAUGCGUGGUGUUUUCCAAAACUGUGGACAAAACUGUGUUGGUAUUGAACGUAUUCUUGUUGCAUCUGAAAUUUAUGACAAGGUUGUUAAUGAAAUGAACGAUCGUAUUGGCCAAUUACGACAAGGAUCUAUUCUUACUGACGGUGAAGGAGUUGAUUGUGGUGCAAUGACGAUGGGUAACCAAUUCGAAAGACUUGAGGCUCUUGUUCAAGAAGCCGUUAGCCGUGGAGCUAGACUUCUUCGUGGUGGUCACCGUUAUCAACAUCCUAAGCAUAAGCAAGGACAAUACUUCGAACCUACCUUACUUGUGGAUGUUACUGAUGACAUGGAAAUUGCUAAUCAUGAAGUAUUUGCUCCUAUUAUGGUGAUUAUGAAGCACAACGGACCCGAAGAUGCAGUUCGUAUCACUAAUCGUUGUCCUUUUGGUCUUGGAUCCUCUGUUUUCUCUGCCGAUAAAUCUCUUGCAGAGAAGAUGUGCUUACAGCUUCGUGUGGGUAUGUCUAAUGUCAAUGACUUUGCUGUGAACUAUCUUUGUCAAGGACUUCCUUUUGGUGGUGUCGGUAUUUCCGGUUAUGGUAGAUUCGCUGGACCCGAGGGUCUCCGCGGUCUCUGUGUACCUAAGGCUGUUACAACUGAUCGCAUUCCUGGUAUCAAGACAUCUAUCCCCCCAAUCUUGGACUACCCCAUCCAAAAUGGAAGCAAGAGUUGGAAGUUUGUCCAAGGACUUAACAACAUGAUUUAUAAUCCUGAGCUUGCAGCUAAAGCCAAUGCAGUUGUUGAACUUAUCAAAGCAAGCUUUUAAACAAUGAAAAAAAAAGUGUAAAAUAUAAAAAAUUAAUAAGUGUGGAUUUUAUUUUAAUCCUGAAGAGGUUGUAAUUCUUGAAUUUGCUUGAUAAGAAAGGCUUUUUCGUCAUUAAAUUGCUCGUCGUCUAUAAUAAAAUAAGUAUGCCGGUCGAACAUAAAAUGAAUAAUAAUAAUAAAAAACAUUUAAUUUUACCUUGUCUGUCGUUAUGAAAGUUAC
Molecule: messenger RNA, 2092 nt
Organism: Mucor mucedo
Lineage: Eukaryota; Fungi; Mucoromycota; Mucoromycetes; Mucorales; Mucoraceae
Product: Aldehyde/histidinol dehydrogenase
Exons: 3
Coding region: 110-1873 (587 amino acids)
Molecular function (GO): aldehyde dehydrogenase (NAD+) activity
Source: RefSeq, a predicted model, not a curated record